CCGCCCGCUCCCUCCCGCGGUCUAGCUGACGUGGAGAGCCGGCGGUGGCGGCUGCGGUGGCGGUGGCGGCCCGUGUCCCAGGCUCGCGGGCGCCGGGCCCCGGUGAGUGCACAGCCGGCGCGCGGCAGGGCUCCUGGAUGUGUCACCUUAUCCCGCUGCAGCCGAGAUGCCCGGGGAGUGGGGCCCUCCACACCCCCUCCAUGGGUGUGUGGAUCGUGCACCAUGGAUGAUUUUGUGGAGGGAGAUUUCACUGUAGCAGAUUAUGCCUUGUUAGAAGAUUGCCCUUAUGUGGAUGAUUGUGUCUUUGCUCCUGAAUUUAUGACUGAUGAUUAUGUUCGUGUGACUCAACUAUACUGUAAUGGGGUGGGUAUGCAGUAUAAAGACUAUGCCCAAAGUCAGAGAAAUUUUGAAUUUGACAUCUGCAGUAUAUGGUGCAGUAAACCAAUUUCUGUCCGGCAAGAUUAUUGUGAUGCCAUUAAAAUAAACAUCUUCUGGCCACUUCUGUUUCAACAUCAAAACAAUUCUAUAAUAUCACGAUUGCAUCCCUGUCUGGAAACCAACAAUUCUCGUGCUUCUGAGAUAAGUUUGAAGAAAUUACAACAUCUUGAGUUGAUGGAAGAUAUUGUGGAUUUGGCAAAGAAAGUUGCUAAUGAUUCAUUCCUUAUUGGAGGUUUAUUGAGAAUUGGUUAUAAGAUAGAAAAUAAAAUCUUGGCAAUGGAAGAAGCUUUGAACUGGAUAAAAUAUGCAGGCGAUGUAACAAUUCUAACUAAAUUAGGAUCGGUUGAUAAUUGUUGGCCUAUGUUAAGAGUUUUCUUUACUGAAUAUAAGCAUCACAUAACUAAAGUUAUAACAGAAAACUGUGAUUUGCUGGAAGAAUUUAAAGCCCAAAGUUGUGCGGAUUGUAUAGAGCAAGGAGAAUUAAUGAAAAUGAAAGGAAAUGAAGAGUUUGCCAAAGGAAGAUUUGAUAUAGCUAUUAUCUAUUACACCAGAGCCAUUGAAUAUAGACCUGAAAACCACCUUCUUUAUGGUAACCGAGCUCUUUGUUUUCUUCGUACUGGACAGUUUAGAAAUGCACUUGGUGAUGGAAAGAGAGCCACUAUUCUGAAGAGCACUUGGCCAAAGGGCCAUUAUCGUUAUUGUGAUGCUCUUUCUAUGCUGGGGGAAUAUGACUGGGCCCUUCAAGCAAACAUAAAAGCUCAAAAACUCUGUAAAAAUGACCCUGAGGGAAUCAAGGAUCUAAUUCAGCAGCAUGUAAAGUUACAAAAACAAAUAGAAGACCUGCAAGGUCGAACACCAAAUAAGAAUCCAAUUAAAGCCUUUUAUGAGAGUAGGGCCUACACUUCUAAGAGUUUGUCACCACCUACAUUUAGUACUUCACUUAACUUUGUGGAGAAGGAAAGAAAUUUCAGAAAAACUAAGCACGCAAUGGCAAACGGUGGUAAUCAGAAUCUAAAGGUGGUAGAUGAGGCUUUGAAGGUAGAUGAUUGUGACUGUCAUCCUGAAUUUCCACCACCAUCAAGUCAGCCUCCAAAACAUAAAGGAAAACAAAAAUCCCGAAACAAUGAAUCAGAGAAGUUCAGUUCUAAUUCACAGUUGACUUUACCAGUAGAUUUGAAAAACAUCUUAGAGAAACAAUUUUCAAAAUCUUCCAGAGCUGCACACCAGGAUUUUGCUAAUAUAAUGAAAAUGCUGAGAAGUUUAAUUCAAGAUGGUUACACAGCCUUGUUGGAGCAGCGUUGCCGCAGUGCUGUACAGGCUUUUACAGAGUUGCUGAAUGGUUUAGAUCCUCAAAAAAUAAAGCAAUUGAACCUGGCCAUGAUUAACUAUGUCUUAGUAGUCUAUGGACUUGCCAUUUCUCUUCUUGGAAUAGGACAACCUGAGGAAUUAUCUGAAGCUGAAAACCAGUUCAAGAGGAUUAUUGAACACUACCCCAAUGAGGGCCUUGAUUGCUUGGCCUACUGUGGAAUUGGAAAAGUAUAUUUGAAGAAAAACAGAUUUCUAGAAGCUCUCAAUCACUUUGAGAAAGCGAAAACCUUGAUCUACCGUCUUCCUGGAGUGUUAACUUGGCCCACAAGUAAUGUGAUUAUUGAAGAGUCUCAGCCAGAGAAAAUAAAGAUGCUGUUAGAAAAAUUUGUUGAAGAAUGCAAAUUCCCUCCAGUGCCAGAUGCCAUUUGCUGCUAUCAGAAGUGCCGUGGAUAUUCCAAAAUACAGAUAUACAUAACUGAUCCAGACUUUAAGGGUUUUAUACGUAUCAGCUGUUGCCAAUACUGUAAAAUAGAAUUUCACUUGAACUGCUGGAAGAAAUUGAAAACAACAACCUUUAAUGAUAAAAUUGACAAGGAUUUUUUACAAGGUAUUUGCCUGACUCCUGACUGUGAAGGUAUCAUUUCUAAGAUUAUCAUCUUCAGCAGUGGUGGUCAAGUUAAAUGCGAAUUUGAACACAAGGUCAUAAAAGAAAAGGUUCCUUCAAGACCUAUUCUGAAACAGAAAUGUUCUAGCCUAGAAAAGCUAAGGCUGAAGGAAGACAAAAAAUUGAAGAGAAAGAUCCAAAAAAUAGAAGCAAAAAGAUUAGCAGAAGAAAGAAUGAAAGAGGACUUAAGAGAAAGUAAUCCACCCAAAAAUGAAGAGCAGAAAGAUACUGUAGACAGUAUUCAGAGCUGUCAGUUCCUUGAUGACAGAAUUCUACAGUGCAUAAAGCAGUAUGCUGACAAGAUUAAAUCUGGUAUACUGAAUACUUCCAAGCUUCUCAAAGAGUUGCUUUCUUGGAAAGUUUUGAGCACAGAAGACUAUACAACCUGUUUCUCUAGCAGAAAUUUUCUAAAUGAAGCAGUGGACUAUGUCAUUUGUCACUUGAUUCAAGAGAAGAAUAGAGUAAAAACAAGGAUAUUUCUGCAUGUUUUAAGUGAGCUUAAAGAAGUGGAACCUAAAUUAGCCACUUGGAUCCAGAAACUUAAUAGCUUUGGCUUAGAUGCCACAGGACCUUUUUUUUCUCGCUUUGGAGCAUCUCUUAAAGAGCUUGAUUUUAGUAUCAUGACUUUUCUCUGGAAUGAGAAGUAUGGUCAUAAACUAGGCUCUAUAGAAGGAAAGAAGCUUGAUUACUUCUAUGAGCCAACAUCAUUGAAGGAAGCACGUUGUUUAAUAUGGCUGCUGGAAGAACACAGGGACAAGUUCCCAGCACUGCACAGUGCUUUAGAUGAAUUCUUUGAUAUAAUGGAUAGUCGCUGUACUGUGUUAAGGAAGCAAGACAGUGGUGAUGCACUGUUUAGUUAUACCAAGAUAAAAAACAAAGGAAAGAAAAAGAAGCCAAAAGAUUCAAAGCCUAUGUUAGUUGGGUCUGGAACAACUUCAGUAACACCAAAUGAGACUUCAGGUGAAAACCAUAACAGAAGAAAUUCAGAUUCUGCAGGCCCAUUUGCAGUGCCUAACCAUCUUCGGCAAGAUGUGGAAGAAUUUGAAGCUCUCUAUGACCAGCACAGUAACGAAUAUGUUGUCCGCAACAAGAAGUUAUGGGACAUUAACCCAAAACAAAAAUGUUCAACUCUCUAUGAUUACUUCUCUCAGUUGUUGGAGGAACAUGGUCCUUUGGACAUGAGUAACAAGAUGUUCUCUGAAGAAUAUGAGUUUUUCCCGGAAGAAACACGACAGAUAUUAGAAAAAGCAGGAGGUUUAAAAUCUUUUCUCCUGGGAUGUCCUCGUUUUGUUGUGAUUGACAACUGUAUUGCACUGAAAAAAGUUGCAUUACGGCUCAAGAAGAAAAGAAAGAAGAAAAACAUUAAAACAAAAGUAGAAGAAAUUUCAAAAACAGGAGAGUAUUUACGAGUUAAACUACCACUGAAUCCAGCUGCUAGGGAAUUUAAACCAGAUGUAAAGUCCAAACCAGAGUCUGAUUUAUCUUCACCAUCAGCUUCUGAGGAUGUGAAGCCCAAACCUCUGCCUGCUAAUUCUCCCAAACCCACUUGUGAAGAUACAAAGCCCAAACUGGUAUCUGAUGAUUCCUCUAAAUCAGUUUCUGAGGAUGGGAAAUCCAGUGAGGUCACUGCUGAUUCUCCCAGACCAGUCUCGGAGGACGCAAAUCACCAGCAAGCCGAAUCUGAUUCUCCUAAACCAGUUCCUGAGGACGUGAAACCAACCUACUGGACUCAAUCCCAUUUGGUCACAGGAUACUGCGCAUAUCUUCCUUUUCAUGGAUUUGACAUCACCCAGGCAGCUCCAGCCUACAUAAACGUGUUGACCAGUUUGCCCCGGUACGCUGGCCUGUACACACCUUUGGCCAACAUUUCUUCUGAAUAUCAGCUGCAAACACCAGUAUCAGUAGUAUCAACUUUUGUAGCUGAUGACAGAGCAGAAAAAAAUCCUGCAUAUUUUGAGGGUCAUCAUUUGAAUACUGAAAGUGCCACUUGUAACCAGAUUGCUUUGGGAACACAGAUCCUUGAGGACUCUUUGGGAAGAUCUCUAAAGUCACAGUGCACCACAGAUGAUGCUGAUACAGCCCCAAGCGAGUCUAACAGAAAUAAUGGACACUGUGAGAAUUCUAACAAUGAAUGUGAAGUAAAUCCAGAAAGUACCAAUGCAGUAACAGAUAUUCUACGUACACAGACUGUUGCUGUACAGGUUUCUUGGAACAUAGCAUACCAAGAAGUCAAUACUGAGCCAUACGAUCCUUUUGAGGCAAAACAUGGGGAAAUUGCAGAGAUUGAAAAAGAGUACCAAGUAUUACAAGAGCAACUUAAAGAAGCAUGUGAAAAUUAUGAGCAGAUAAAACUUAAGAGCUCAGAAGAGACCAGGGACCUGGAAGAAAAGUUGAAAAGGAACUUAGAAGAAAACCAGAUCUCAAAGACAGAAUUAGAUUGGUUCCUCCAAGAUUUGGAAACAGAAAUUAAAAAAUGGCAACAGGAGAGAAAAGAUAUUCAAGAUAGACUAAAAGCACUAAAGAAGAAAAUAAAAAAGAUUUCAAGUGGAAGUGAAACGUAUACCCAGAAAAAUGACGGCAGUGAUACGGAACAUGAAUUACAUCUGGAUCAGUCUCUUGAAAACAGUAAUACAUUUACAAAGGAGAAAAUGAAACUAGAAGAGUGUAUAAAGAAAGGGAAAGAGCAUUAUGAAGAGAGUCAUCAAAGAGCUGUGGCUGCAGAGAUAUCUGUGCUUGAAAACUGGAAGAAGAGCGAAGUGUGUAAACUGCAGAUCAUGGAAUCUCAAGCAGAAGCCUGUCUGAAGAACCUGGAGCUGAUGAGUGAUUCUACAACAUACCCCGACGUGGAGUCUGAUAUAUGUUCAUGGAAAUCAUUUCUUUCUAAUGUUACAAAAGAAAUUGAGAAAGCAAAAAGUCAGUUUGAAGAACAAAUUAAGGCAAUUAAAAAUGGUUCUCAGCUCAGCAAACUUUCUAAAGUGCAGAUUUCUGAGCUGUCGUUUCCUACCUGUCACACAAUUCAUCCUUCGUCACACCCUGAGUCUUCAGGCUGUGAUGACCAAGGCUCUGUGACUUCACCAAGUGACACAGCUGGAGACCAAAUGGUGGCUCAUGAGGGGCUAGGUCUCCUCUUUGCCAGUGACUGCCCAGUGGAGGCUUCUCCUGCACUGUUGCCAGGGCCGCCCUCCUGUCAGCCUACAGUUGCUCAGCCAUCGGAAUGCAAGCGGGCUGGCCAGGUGGCACCAUCAAAACACAGCCUUGUGGUGGAUCCUGUCCCUGCUCCUUCAGGACACGCUGCUGGUACAAGCCAGUCUCCAAAAAAGCCAUUCAACAGUAUCAUUGAGCACCUGUCUGUGGUGUUCCCGUGCUACAACAGUACCGAGCUUGCUGGUUUUAUUAAAAAAGUGCGAAACAAAAACAAGAACUCACUGUCAGGAUUGAGUAUUGAUGAAAUUGUCCAAAGAGUGACGGAACACAUUCUAGAUGAACAGAAAAAGAAAAAGCCAAAUCCUGGGAAGGACAAGAGGACACCUGAGCCCAGCUCUGCAGCUUCUGUGACCAGGUUGUCCCAGGUGAUUGUCGGACCAUCACCCAAAACCAAGGGGCAGAAAACAGAAGAUAUCCCUUCAUCAGGCACAAGUUCCUGUGAAUUAUGCCAUGAGAUGUUCAAAUCAAAAAAUGUGCGUGUGCUGAAAUGCGGACACAAGUAUCACAAAGGGUGCUUUAAGCAGUGGCUUAAAGGGCAGAGCACUUGCCCGGCCUGCCGGGAUUGGGAUCUCCUGUCAGAAGAGUAGCCUGCACCACCUGGAAGAGGGCAGCCCAGUGGAAACCAGGGGCUGUCUUCCUGCUGCAGGUAGUCACACUCACUGAAGAGUGGAGCGCUGGCGCACUGAAUCGGGAGAAUGGCAGUGUGCUGCCUUUGAUACGAAGAGCAAACAUCGGAAGGCCCUCCUGUGUUGUGUCACUCAGCUAAUAACUGGAACUCUUUAGUAUAAUUGAUAUUAACUCAUUUUCCCACUCAGAUAAACACUUCAAUGACAGCCCAAGUAGCAGCCAGUAGAGUGACAUGGAACCACAUUCUUGCCUUGUCAUUGAUGGGCUGCUGCAGAGGUGCUCUUUGAGGUGGUGGCUUCUUUUGGAUAAUAUUGAGUGGCUCAAAGCAGUAUUUGAGUUACAAGAAGUCCUAAUGUACUCAGUGCACCAGGUUUCCCUUUUGUGUUUGAAAAACCUGUUCUAAUAGCUCCACAAGAGAGAUUAUAUUGACCUUUUAAAAGUUUUUAUAAGAUUCUGUAUUCCUGAAAAUGUGCCAACAUUUUUCCUUAAAGAUUCUACAUUUUAAAAAUGGCCAUAAAGCAAACUACAUUUUAAUAAUUUAUAGUUAAUCUGAAAAUAUUGGCUGAUUUAGACCAAAAGAUUCAAAUCUUCUCUUUGUGAAAUGCCAUGUGCUUUCAGUUUUUCAUUUUGUUAUUUUAUUUAACUCUGUUACAUAUUUUUUAAAUGUUUAUUUUUUCAUCAUUUCAAGGUAUAAUCUGAUUUCUGAUAAUCAAUUCCAAAACAUUGUUUUGUUAGUAUCAACCAAGACUUUCUAUCCCUGAAGUUGAGGCUACAUAUUCAUCCUAUUCAUCCUCCCAGCUCCAUGUUGGGGACUUAACGCCACCUCGAAUCCUCUGCCCUUAGCAGCACCAUUUGUCCUUGGUGGCUUAGCCUUGGUGAGUCAGGCAACAGGUUCUUGGGUGUCUCCUGGCAGCACAGUGUGGCCCCCCACUUCCCCGCAGGCUGUAUGUGGAAACAUUUGCCAUCAUUCUUCUUCCUGUCUUGCCACCAAAAAGAGAAACUGUGUCAUUAGACAAUCCUGAGGUGUCUGUUUUACAGUCCUUCUGUUUUUGACCUUUGUGAAGUAAUGCAUGCAAUCUUGUACUGUGACCUGAGAUCAAAACUGUAACUGCUUUAAAACAUUUAAAAAUUAGAUAUUGUUUUGUGGCUUACACACAGUGGUAAAUAUAGAAAUAAUGAAUCCUGAACACAUUCCAUUUCUCUCAAACAUGAAGGAUCAAAAAAUGUUUGUCAGUGUGUUCUUUGUUCCUCUGGAAACUUAAGAGUCACACAUUUUUGAGCUGAUUGGUCACCUUCCUCUGUCUUUGUUCACUGUGAGUUUUGAUAUCUUAGGUGACUUAGUCUGUAGAAGCUCACUCCUUAUCCUGAAACAGGUCCUCCACGGUGGGCCCCCCUAACACACUAACUACAUAUUCAUAAGAAUUGAGAGCUGUGGAUAUUAAAAUAAAGACCAGGUUGUAGCAACAAAAACAAAGAAGAGGGCAUCUGAGUGAAAGUGUGUUUGUACGUGACUUCAGACCCUUGUGCACAUACCUUACAUUUAUCCAGUAAUAGAAUAAAGAGCAUUCUAAAACAGGAA
Molecule: messenger RNA, 7820 nt
Organism: Nycticebus coucang (slow loris)
Lineage: Eukaryota; Metazoa; Chordata; Mammalia; Primates; Lorisidae
Gene: TTC3
Product: tetratricopeptide repeat domain 3
Exons: 46
Coding region: 223-6201 (1992 amino acids)
Biological process (GO): ubiquitin-dependent protein catabolic process
Molecular function (GO): ubiquitin-protein transferase activity; protein binding
Source: RefSeq, a predicted model, not a curated record